AUUUUUCUCUCCGACGAUGAUGAUUGCAAGGUGCUCUCUUUUUCCGCCGCCGUGUUUCUCCGCCGUGAGAGUUAGAUGUUUCGCCGGAGAAACUUCAGAUACUGGGAUUUUAUUCCGAGAGAAGCUUAUUUAUCUUCAAGACCUUAACGUAGAUCCUCACAAAGCUCUCCGAGUAAACCCAUCUCUCCGUUCUGCUCCAAUCUCCUCCGUUGUCUCCGUCGAGACUCUUCUCUCUUCCACCGGACUCUCAAGACCCGCCGUUGGUCGUAUCCUCGAUAUGUUUCCAGAUUUGUUAACUUCUGAUCCUGAAUCUGAAAUCUUACCAGUUCUUCGCUUCUUAUCCGAUGAGAUUUCAAUUUCAGAGCAAGAUAUUCCCAAAUCGAUCUCUCGUUGUCCUCGAUUGCUAAUUUCAUCUGUAGAUUCUCAGCUUCGUCCUGCAUUAACGUUUCUCAAAACCCUAGGAUUCGUGGGUCGCGACACGAUUACGUCACGGAACACGGUUCUGCUUGUAUCGAAUGUGGAACGAACCCUAAUUCCUAAAAUUGAGUAUCUUGAAGAAGGGUUAGGGUUUACAAGAGAAGAAGUAGCGAAGAUGGUUGUGAGAUCUCCGGCGUUGUUGACUUAUAGUGUUGAUAACAAUUUAGUUCCUAAAGUUGAGUUUUUUAUGGAGGAGAUGCGUGGUGAUGUGAAGGAGCUGAAACGUUUCCCUCAGUAUUUUUCGUUUAGCUUGGAGAGGAAGAUAAAGCCAAGGCAUAGAUUGCUUAAGGAACAUGGGAUUUUGAUGCCUUUGUCUGAGAUGUUGAAGGUUAGUGAUGGUCAGUUUAACAAUUGGCUUUUAGAACUUCGUCUUAGGUCUGCUGAAAGAAGAUGAUGAUAGACAACAACAAUGUAAGCUUUUUGAUGUUCUUUGUUCUGUUUACUUGAGGUUUGAGAGAUGAAAAUUGCAAAAGUUUUGUACUUUGGGACAUGCUAAGACAUGAGCUUGUAUAUAGUUUUUGUUUCAAGAUGUUAGAUCAUGUAAGGUGUAAUUAAGAACCUAGUUGAUGAAGAAAGAACGUUGCUUUGA
Molecule: messenger RNA, 1066 nt
Organism: Arabidopsis arenosa
Lineage: Eukaryota; Viridiplantae; Streptophyta; Magnoliopsida; Brassicales; Brassicaceae
Source: the annotation of a GenBank genome assembly